CGCCCUGCUGAGUCGUUCAGCGACGGGUUCUCCUCGCGUGAGCGCCGCGAGCGAGCGCGAUUCGCCAGAGAACACACGACUUAACAAUUCCGGAAAUUUGAGAUCCGCGAAUUCGAGACCGAGAUUGAGAUGUCGAGCGAAUCCGCGAGUAUUUGCGAUGCGAUCUCCCAAAUUCUCCUCCGUAGAUCGAUGGAGCAUUUAUCGGAUCUGUUUUCAUAAAUGCAACCUUGAGAGACAAGACGUUGGAAUAAUUACUCUUACGGGGGCAAUAUAAGAGGGGGGAGAUCAAUAGGUUUAUUUUAGCAAAAUAUAAAGUUUUACUAGACGAGAUCGUUGUAAACUUGACUAUGGUUUAAUCAGGGACUAAUUAUUAAAAUCAGACCAAUUUUACCGGGAGUAAGGUUUUCGAUGCAAGCAGUUGAUUGAUUUAUAUGAAUUAUAUAUUUUUGUUGAUUAAAGCAAAUGUACAUUUUCGGUGACAUUAUCGAUCCAACAAUACAUGUUUAGUUGAUUUAAUAAAUCAGAAGGAUUCUCAAUCUUUAUCGGAUUUGACGAAACAUUGUACAAUUGAAACGCUUUUGUGAAUCACAAAAUAUUUUAUAUAAAAGACAAUGUGACGCAUCAAUAUGAACAAGUAACCAAGCGGAGAUUCGGUUGUGAUAAUUGAUCAUACCCUGCGCGACGCUCGAUCGACAAAAUCAAAGAUUUGGAGGCGGAUCCACAGCGUGAAAAAAGUGCACGCCCUCGGGUGAUUUCGAGGUUCACUAAUUGCGACAACAUAAACGACUGAAUUUGAUCGAGGAGCAGUAUCUGAGAGAAAAGAUUUGCGUUCAUUAAACAAACCAGGACGAUCCUGACCAUCUUGACGAGCCUGACGAUCUCGUGGAUUUGUAUGUCGACGUGUGCAAAGCAUUCCCGAACGGCGUCGUAAAAAUUUGUCGUGAAAUCGACUCGUCCGACUGCAUUCUGAUGGAAUUAUCAGGGUAUCGCGUAAUAACAACUGAAGCGGAGCUGCAAAAAGCGCUCGGUUAAAGAACCGACCGCGGGAAGGAAACCUCAAAUCGGAGUUUAUAGGAUUGCAGAGAGCGACGGGGCAAGGAAGAAAAGUACCGCGUGCGCGCAUGUUGGUCAAUGAAAGCGUCUUAUUAAAGAUGGAUCAAUGUAUAGGAUAUAUUUAAAAAAGUAGAGACUCGUUUCCACAGCUGGAUUUUCCGAGCUUUUUCUGAAGUGAAAAAACAAACAAUUUUUAAGACACCUAUAUAUAGCUGAUGCUUCAUAUAAAUUUACGAAUGUACGAAAAAAAUGUAAAGCCAUCCCAGUGUUAAAUAGUUUUUCAUUGAAAUAUACUUCAAAAAUUCAUCUUCAUCAGCUUUAUUAAAAUAUUAUGAAAUAGAAUUUUUGUUAAUGUAAAGAGAGAAGAGAAUCGCCAAAUCUGGGAAAUUCGAAUUUCCACAAUUCUGAUUUCAGGAAGACUCAUCUGAUUUUGAUCUAUCUAUCAAGUAUAGAUAGAUAGAAAUCGGCGACUAGAAAGGAGAUGAAUUAAUGGGCAUAAGAUUAUGGGAAUUUAUUAUUCCGAUUGGUCCAACCCUCGAGCUAAUUUUAACGGUGAAUUAAAAGCAAGAAUAAAAAGCAAACAAAAAAAAAAUGCGGCCAGUCAUAAAUCCUACAAUGACGAUGUGACAGCGGAUGCCAACACCGUUAUCGUUGAUAAAUGCCAAUAAUUAUAUAGCCAUAAGUCAGCGUCACACAACAGAAUCAACAAAUAUCACUUGUAAGUGUGAAUCGAUCGAUCGCGUGUUAACAAGAAUUUGCAUGCGAAUCGUUUUGAGGAAAUAUUUUCAAAAGCGAGCGAGACGAGUUCCGGUGCAACGGUAUUCAUUAAGAUUAAAGGAAGGACAUUCGAAGAUUUCAAGACCUCCGCGACGUUCCCCAGAAGAUGGUUUUACGUGAAAGCUGACGGUCGCGGCGGAAUGGACAACGACACGUCGACUGAAGAGCAGUCGUUAAGAACUUUCCAAGUUUUGCGAAGAUAUCUUUCCCACGUACCGCAAAGUCGCGCAUGCAAAUGAAGUAGCCAAGGACUUUCGACGGGGAGUGCGUAUUUCCGCGAGUGUCUCGAGCGAUCAUUGAUCAUAAACAAGUGGAGUAUGAUGGGAGAAGUGAUCCGCGUUUCUGGGAGGGCACCGGACGUCGGUGACAUUCUGAAGGAGGCCAUGUUGUCGCAGAGGUUCGCCGAUGUGGCCCUGUGUUGUCCAGGAGGUCAGAGGUUCUUCGCUCAUCGUCUGGUUCUGUCAGCGGCCAGCUCCUAUCUUCAAGAAGUGUUGCUGGCGCACAGCAAAGUCACCGCUCACUGCGAGCCGAUCACAGUGAUCCUCGCCGAGGUGGAGGCGCCGGAACUCGCGGCUCUUCUCGGGUUCGUCUACACCGGAAGCGCUACAGUACCGCGGAUGCGACUGGACGCGUUUCUGCGCGCUGCCGAAGCCCUGCGCAUCCGGCUUCCACCGGUGCCGGUGAUGACGACCUGCGGCGAGCAGGCAACGGACUGCAAGCUGGAGGACGUUAAGGACGUUAAAGUUAGCCCCAAGUACCUGCAAUGCGAUCAGUAUCCUUGGUACCGAUCGAGAAGACUGUCCUACGAAGACCCGUUCGACAGAAAGGAGUCCUACAUCAGAAUAUUCCAUACGGACGACGUCAAUAGAAAUGUGUUCAGAAACAUCGGAGCGCUUCACGAAGUCAACAAUCCUGGCCCGUCGUUUGGUUCCGGUUGUCCGAGCGCGUGGUCAGUCGGCAGUUUCUUGCAUCAGGAUAGAGCAACGGGUGAUCCUCCCUCCGACAAGAAUCACGGCUCGAUGAUACUUGCUGACAAGAAUCCGGCACGAGGUCCUAGUAACGAAUCGUCCUUCAGUCUAUAUCAGCGAGGCACGUGUCUCCCCGGAGGACCGUCUUCGGAAGGAUACGCUGGUCCGGAUACCUUGGAGAAGAUUAGGAUGGGAUACGAGAGGUUGCACAUGAGUAGCUCAACGGAGAAGGUGAUGAUGAACGAGGACGUUCUCGUGGGAGGAUCGGGGGGAGAGUCUUGUGAAACGACGCGGGACGAGUGUCCUUACCGGAGCACGGUGCCGUUGUCGUCCUUGCAGUGCGCCACCGCCACCGCCACCGUCGGCCAGACGAGGUCGUACGAGAUGCACGAUUACGGCUCGCAGACCUCGACGGGCGAGGAUCUCAGCUGCGGCGAAAGUUGUUGUAGGUGGAGAACCGCUCGCAGGCACGUGGCGAAUCGUGUCACCGCGUCGCCGUGGCGCCAGAUUGUUAGGCCCCAUCAUUCACCGAGGACCCCGCGGCCCAUCCCCGUGCCACACCGUCACAUCGAUGACGAAAUCCAUAAGAAGUCUCUGGUUGCCGAACCAAUUCGAUCCACGGUAAUAUCAAUGAGCCCGAAGAAUAUCGUUCAUUAUCCGAAAAGUGCCCCGCAAAGUGACGGGCUUUGCCCUACGACUUUCCAAGUUCCUACCAGUUGCGAGACGAGUUUUAACAAUGACUCGAGAUUAUCGCACGAGAUACGUAGUGAUCCGGAAACGAAAGUCCAAGAGAUCUAUCGAUCGCCGAUUCCAUUCGCACCCUCCGAUCAGAUCGCGACGCCUGCGAACGAGGCGAGAAGCAAUGAGCAACCCCUCUUUCAGAAUGUCGGCAACGCGUCCACGCAGCCGUUAUCCUCGAGCAACGACAGCGUUAUCGCGAGUGCCGGCAAAAGUGGGGGAUAUCCGACACAGGUGGUUCCGCAGACGCCAACGAAACCCGAACUGUCGCAUCCGAUCAGCAGACUCUGCGACACGAUCGAGGCUGACGAGAGGAAGGAGACGCCGAAGACGGAAGUGGCGAGCGCGGAAAAGAGUGGAGAAGAGAGGAUCGCGAGGAUUUUUGUCAACAGUGACAAUAACAAUAACGACGAGACGAUCGUGAGCACGGAGGCGGCGCAGCGCGGACGAUCGACGGACGACCACAAGUGCGCGCAGUGCGGAAAGACUUUCGUCACGAGAGCGUCGCUCAAGGUGCACAGCCGAACGCACUCCGGUGAAAAGCCGUUCCGCUGCGCCGACUGCGGCAAACAGUUUUCGCAGCUGCGCAAUUACAAGUACCAUCGCAGCGUGCAUGAGGGCACGCGGGAGUUCGCCGCCACUUGUCCGGAAUGCGGCAAGUACUUCAACGAUCGCGGCUACCUGAGCUCGCACAUGAAGAUCCAUCGGAACCGCAAGGAGUACGGCUGUGCGGAAUGUGGGAAGAGCUUCAAUCAGCGAGUGGCCUACAACAUGCACGUGCGCAUACACACGGGCGUGAAGCCGCACCAGUGCGAUCAGUGCGGAAAGGCGUUCUCGCGGAAGAUGCUGCUUAAGCAGCACCUGAGGACUCAUUCCGGCGAGCGGCCGUAUCAGUGCCAGGUCUGUCAGAAAGCGUUCGCCGACCGCUCCAACAUGACCCUACACACUAGACUACAUUCCGGCCUGAAACCCUACCAAUGCACCUUGUGCUCCAAGGCUUUCACCAAGAAGCACCACCUCAAGACUCACCUCAACUACCACACCGGCACCAAGCCAUAUUCCUGCACUAAUUGCGGCGGCAGGUUCUCGCAAAGCAGCAACAUGAGGACCCACUUUAAAAAGUGCAUCGUCAACAAUACUGCCGGAAUGACGGCAAAGUCCGGUGAUGAAGCCGGUCCUGAUCGCGCCGAUGCCGAAAGCGGCAUGGCGCCGCAGGUGGUCCUGACGCCGCCCAACUCUGAUCAGGAGUCCAGUAUUCUGACACCGAUCUCAAAAAACGCUGUCGCCAUAGAGAGCAACACAUAGCGCGGUUUCUCCUGCUCGAAAGACAGAAUCUCGAGUGUGGGCGAAGUUAGCGAAGAAUAACGUAAAAAUACUAUCGUGGCCAAUCAAUCACCAUUUUUAUGAUGACGAUAGUAAAUGUUUGACAGUAGAUAGGGUAUAUGAUAAAUGCAUUUGUCGGUAGUAAAUUGACCGGAAGAAGACCGCAAACCGUUUGCAAGUUUCUAGGACGAAUGGAAUUAUUUACGUAUAUAUUAACGUAACGUUACAAAAUCAUCAGUAAAUUUUGUUUCAAAUUAGUAUUAAAAAAUACGCAAUAUUUUUUCGAGCCAUGUUAGUUAUAAUUGAAGCAAGAUUGCGUAUCGAUUGCGUCUCGAUGUGAUACGAUAGUCAUUGCAUUAUGCCUUUCAGUUCCUGUAUUUAUUACUAAUCAUCUCGUUAUACACGCACAGAACUCCGUGUUCUAAUCUAAUCUAAUAUUUAACAAUUUAGAAUUUAACAAUCAAGGAAAUGAUGCCAAAUUUUCCAUAGAAGAUGAUUCCCGACUUGGCAAAACUAUUUUAUUUCAUCCGUCGUCAUCUUACAAUAAUUCCCGCAUCUCAAAGAUAUUGAUUAUUUUUCGAUUUUACGAUUUGAAAAAUAUCCAGUUUAAGUAGAUGAUUAUAAAAUCCUUAAUUUGUAAAAGAUUUUAUAAACCUUAAAAUUCGCAGAUUCUUGAUUCUCGUUCAAUCCACAAUACUGUAUUUCUUCUAUUCGAUUUUCAGGUGCCAAAUUAGGUAGUUAUUGCAAAAUAGAAGAGAAGUAAACGAAGCAAAAGAAGAAAAAUAUGGCAUUAUUUAUUAAUACAUCUAUUGACGCGUGAAAUAUAUAGAAUAUAUCGUAUUUCAAUUUUAAAAACUAAAACUCAAAAUCUCUGUUUCAUCUUAUAUACUCUUAUACCAAAAAGGAUUCGAGGAAUACAUCGUUUCUUUAUUGCGUAUCUUACGGUUAAUAGCUCCUUCGCCGAAACUGCAACAUGUGAUUGCAACACGGCAAGUCCAAUUGUCGGUUACAACACGGCACGUGCAAAUACAAUCGAAAAGUCUGCAGCCGUUUGCAGGAAGUAUCUCCUCGUAUUUGAAAGUAACUCGCUGGACUCGGGAGAGUACGCGAGCUUCCAUAUCAGCGCAAAUAGUUUUGUAACAACCUUUUCUAGGAAAUAUCCCUAUGGCAGCGUUUAAGAAUUUAUUUCUGAAGCAACUUUGUGUCAAUGGCUAAGGCGUUUUCUCAAAAGGCAAAAACUAUAAUGGUGUGUUCUUGCAUUAAACAUCGUGCGAGCGAUUUGAGAUUUUAUUGGAAACAGACACUUUAAUUUAAAAAUUUUUUUAAUUUAAAAAAAAAAUUGUGUCAAAUAAAUCGAGAAUCCGAGAUUUGGUAAGUAAUUUAAGAUCUGAUUGAAAAAUGUCAAAAGACUAAAAAAGAUUAUCUAUCGAAUAUAUUAUGCAAGACAAGGAUUAAGAUAUCGUUAAGAAAACAAGUAAAAUAAAAUUAUUUGCUGGAAGUAAUGCACUUCUCCAUGUACUUUAAGAUACUUUUUACAUGUAUAAAAUCGAAGCGUUUAUAAUGUCGAUAUGUAUAUAUUUGAUAUAGUAAUAUAUUUAUAAUAACUUACAAAAUUAUUGCAUGUCAAUAGGAAAAUACGUUUAAUAUAUAUCCGUAUGUUGACUGUGUAUGCGAAGCAUAUUAAAUACACGAAAUACAAAUAAGCAUACAUUGUACAGUUAUAUUUGGUUGGACAGAUCGAGUCAUCUGUUCAAUGAAUAAUAAAAAACUUAAGAAAAUGUAA
Molecule: messenger RNA, 6642 nt
Organism: Temnothorax curvispinosus
Lineage: Eukaryota; Metazoa; Arthropoda; Insecta; Hymenoptera; Formicidae
Product: zinc finger protein 628-like
Exons: 5
Coding region: 2148-4841 (897 amino acids)
Biological process (GO): regulation of transcription by RNA polymerase II; central nervous system development
Cellular component (GO): nucleus
Molecular function (GO): DNA-binding transcription factor activity, RNA polymerase II-specific; protein binding; RNA polymerase II cis-regulatory region sequence-specific DNA binding
Source: RefSeq, a predicted model, not a curated record